CGCUUGCUGGACUGUCCCUGGGUUACGCGACAGGAAUAUGCGUCGGCCGUGGCGUUUCCGCUCAGACUGUGCCUCGUAGCCUGCUGCACGAAGAUGAGGGUUGCCAUCCGGGAGCAGCUCGCUGUGGUUGCUAUACUCACCGUCGGAAUCGCUCUCGCCGUUGUCUCGAUCCCGACAUGGCUCUUCGUCAACAACUUCGUCGCCGGCGUCGAGUCUGACAGCCUCUCCUUGACUGCCUCUCUCAAGGCUGCGAGGAUCGGGUCCGAGAUCAGCCUUAUCCAGACGACCUGUCAGACCAUCUCGACGCGGCUGUUGCUCCAGGAUGCCUUCAAGAAAUUCUACAGCUCCCAGGUCAACAACGUAUCUACUGGCGGAGACCCAUGGGAGGCAGCGAACGCCGACCUGGCCAGUGCGCUCAGCUCGACCGGCUUCUCCGGCCUUCUGCAGGCUCGUCUGUACUCCCGCAACACCACGGGCGAUCCCAAGGGCCUUCUCAGCAUCACCGGCACCGGCGCCACCGAUCCUGCGCCCAUCUUGCUGCCGUACAAGGCCCCCAAUGGUUCGCAAGUCUAUCUGGGUGAUCCCGAAUAUGGCUUUCCACCGUCGCUCUAUCCAAAUAUCACCUAUAUUGACCUCAACCGGACCCUUGAUGGCCUGCCAUCCGUCCAUGCUUUCUCUGCCAAUGUGUUUCCGGGCGUGUCUCUGGGAAACGGGAGCGAUUCAGCCGGAGUCUUGCUCGGCCCCUUGGUGGUCAAUUCGACUUUUGCCUUAAUCUCCAUCACGAUUCCUGUGCGUGAUAUUGUCGAGAACGGCUAUACGCUCGGGUACAUGACGCUCGUCGCCACCGCCCGGACGCUGGUCGACGUGGAGCUCUCUCGCGAGGGCCUGGGCCAGACGGGAAUCGUGCUUUUCGUUGGUUCCGUUAACCCAUGGAACCAUUUCGGGCCCCCACUUGCCGCAAGCAAUGCAACCUGGGUGCCGCCGCUGGAAGAGUUCAAGCAAGAGGAGGUGCGCUUCAUCUUCCCGCCUCAGCCGGCCGAUGGCCAGCCGGACCGGCACACCCAACGGAGCUUCGGUUCGGGCCACUUCAGCGAGCCUUUCCAGCUACGCCAAUAUCCGGCCGUGCUCGACGUUCUCGGGAAGAAGAACCCCAAUCCCAACAACGCCACAAGCAUGCUGUCGACAAAAAACGAACAAGGUUAUUCCGUGGCGGUAGGCGUCGCGCGGCCGCAGACCUCGCUGGUCUCCUGGGCCGUCGUUGUGGAGCAAGACAGGAGCGAGGCCUACGAGCCAAUCAAGACGCUGCGGUCCAUCCUCCUAGGGUGCGUCUUUGGAACCCUGGGCCUGGCGCUGCUGCUGAUCUUUCCCUUUGCGCACUGGAUUGUCAUGCCCAUCAGGAGGUUAAAAGAGGCCACGGAGAACUCGAUUGCUCCUCCGGGGUACGAGGACGACGAAGACGAGCUUUUCGACGAGGAGAACCCCAGCUCAGGUGGUGGGACGGCGUCGGGAAGGUCGUCGGAGAAGGGGGUGCUGGCAAAGAUGCGCCGGAAGAUGCGCCGAAGGCGAAGGGGAAGGCUGCGGCGGCAGGGUACCGCAACCGAGGCGACCCGCCGGCAGUUCAAGAUUCCCGCCAAGGUUGAAGAAGGGAAACGCUACGUGACCGACGAGUUGACGGAGCUCACCCAAACCUUUAACGAGAUGACCGAUGAGCUGCUGAAACAAUACACGUUUCUGGAUGAGAAGGUGGCGGAGCGGACGAGAGAGCUCGAGAUCAGCAAAAAGGCGGCGGAGGCCGCCAACGAGAGCAAGACCCUGUUCCUCGCUAAUAUCUCGCACGAGCUUAAGACGCCGCUGAACGGUAUCAUGGGAAUGUGUGCGGUGUGCAUGGAGGACGACGACAUACACCGGAUAAAGCAGUCACUGAAGACGGUGUACAAGUCGGGCGAUCUCUUGCUGCAUCUUCUCGAGGACCUGCUCAGCUUCUCCAAGAACCAGAUCGGACAGCAAGUCCGUCUCGAGGAACGAGAGUUCCGCCUGGGCGAUAUACGCUCGCAGAUCCUGGCGAUUUUCGACAAGCAAGUCCGGGAGAGCAAGAUCAAGUUCGCCGCCAGCUUCAUCCCGACUGAGAAUCUAGAUUCGAGCCCAAGCCCGGAUCGGCAGACGAGCGUGGAUACCAAGAGACUCCCUGCGCUCGGACCGCCCGGAGUUGGGAGGCUCAAGGACAUGUGCCUCUGGGGGGAUCAGCACAGGAUUUUGCAGGUCAUCAUCAACCUUGUCAGUAACAGCUUGAAGUUCACGCCGGCCGGCGGCAAGAUCGACCUCAGAAUGCGCUGCGUCGGCGAGGUUGAACAGCCGAACGAUGAGAGCCGGUCGUCGUCCUUCUCGAAGACGGGUUCGAACCGGGCUGGGCGCACCAGGCAGCGGAUAGGAUCCGUGUCAACCCCUUCGGCAAGUUCUAAGGGCGGGCAUGCGUCGAUCUCGCCGGCCAACGGCGGGACCGCCCUGGCCAUCAAUCCCCUGGACCCGAAAGCCACGUCGCACAUCUAUGUACGGGAGCGGUCGCCGACGCCGCCGCCGCCGAACGCGAAGACUUUCCUGUUCGAGUUCGAGGUGGAGGAUACCGGGCCUGGCAUCCCGGACCAUAUGCAGCAGAAGAUCUUUGAGCCGUUCGUGCAAGGCGACCGUGGGUUGAGCAAGAGAUAUGGCGGGACGGGCCUCGGCUUGAGCAUCUGCUCUCAGCUAGCUACGCUCAUGGGAGGCAGCAUCUCCCUUAGGAGCACUCCGGGCGUGGGCACGACCUUCACGAUGCAGAUUCCGCUCAAAUAUGUCAAGGACCACACGUCGAGCACGGCAUCCAGCAGUAUAAAAUCUCGACCGCCCAGCGCAGGCUCAGCCGAUGGCGAGGCCAUGAGGAACCCUGCCCCGAGGACUUCGGCAGAACUUCAACGCCAACCAAGCCCAUCUGGGGUUCUGGACCAGCAGCCGCGGCUUGUCGGACUCAGCCAACCCUUCUUCGCUGCAACACCGAAUUGCCGGCUCAGCAUGGAGGACCAGAUGGCUGCCAUCGACCGGGCCAUGGCGGUCAAGGAAUCCGGGCAGGGAAGGCUGCGUGUGCUGGUGGCCGACGACAACUCAACCAACAUCGAGGUGUUCAGCAGACUGCUGAAGCUGGAGGAUAUCUACGACGUCACCGUUGCCAAGGACGGCCAGGAGGCGUACGACCUCGUGAAGGCGAACAUGGAGAACAACCAGCACUUCGACCUGAUCUUCAUGGACAUCCAGAUGCCGAAUCUGGACGGUCUGCAGUCGACGCGGCUGAUCCGCAAGAUGGGCUACUCGGCGCCCAUCGUGGCCCUGACGGCCUUCUCGGAAGAGAGCAACGUCAAGGAGUGCAUCGCGUCCGGCAUGAACGAGUUCCUGAGCAAGCCGAUUCGCCGGCGGGCGCUGAAGCAGGUUCUCGAGAAGUUCGCGGCCAUCCCGGAGGAGUCGGAAACCGGGAGCACGAGUCGCAAGACGACGCCCAACAAGACGCCGGUGGGCACCCCGGAGAAAGAGCCAAAGGACCCCAUCGCGGAUGGGGCUGUGGUGCCAAAGAUUAAUGGCGCAGGCCGUCCUGCCCUUCCUGCUGCCGUUGAGACGCAAUAACAUUGGCAGGGGUCCUAAGGACCCCUGAGUCGCGGGCCGGCUGGGCCGAGGCCCUUACUGGAAGCAACCCUGAUUCGGUUCGCCUUUUUUGUGUACAUUCUUCCAUCUUGGUUCCUGUCUUUAUCUUGAGCGCGGUUCAGCAAGUAGCGAGCGAGGCGUUUGGGGGCCGGCUUUGUAA
Thermothielavioides terrestris NRRL 8126 is the source of this 3823-nucleotide messenger RNA. RefSeq lists its product as uncharacterized. Bases 94 to 3645 code for a protein of 1183 amino acids. Gene Ontology annotation, biological process: phosphorelay signal transduction system; protein autophosphorylation. Gene Ontology annotation, molecular function: histidine phosphotransfer kinase activity; phosphorelay sensor kinase activity. NCBI's taxonomy places the organism in Eukaryota, Fungi, Ascomycota, Sordariomycetes, Sordariales, Chaetomiaceae. Gene Ontology annotation, cellular component: membrane. The record is from RefSeq and is a predicted model, not a curated record. The transcript has 2 exons.